Telopea speciosissima is the source of this 1409-nucleotide messenger RNA. RefSeq names its product protein ANTHESIS POMOTING FACTOR 1. The transcript has 11 exons. Gene Ontology annotation, molecular function: protein binding; chromatin binding. The coding region runs from base 106 to 1107 and encodes 333 amino acids. Gene Ontology annotation, cellular component: Set1C/COMPASS complex. NCBI's taxonomy places the organism in Eukaryota, Viridiplantae, Streptophyta, Magnoliopsida, Proteales, Proteaceae. The record is from RefSeq and is a predicted model, not a curated record.
CUGAUCUCAUCGCCGCAACUGCUCAGUGAGCAUCCCACUUGGUUAAUCAAUUUGAUUAAAAACUUACGAAUCCUAAACCCUUAAACCCUAAAAUUUAAAUCAUUGAUGGCGAUGUCUCUCACAGAACUCGAUGAUGAGACUGUACGCAGUAUGUCGAUUGGAGCCGUUUUUGCAGACUUUGGUGGAAAAAUCAAUUCAGUUGAUUUUCAUCGUACCAAGGAUCUACUGGUUACUGCUAGUGACGAUGACUCAGUGCGGCUUUAUGACAUUGCAAAUGCAACUUUGUUGAAGACCACAUAUCAUAAGAAGCAUGGUGCUGAUCGUAUAUGCUUUACACACCAUCCAAGCUCUGUUAUAUGCUCUUCGAGAUACAAGACAGAUUCCAACGAUGAACCCCUGCGAUAUCUUUCCAUGUAUGACAAUCGAUGCCUUCGCUACUUCAAAGGGCACAAAGAGAGAGUUGUUUCACUCUGCAUGUCUCCAAUUAAUGACAGCUUCAUGUCUGGUUCACUUGAUCACAGUGUCAGAAUAUGGGAUCUUCGUGUAAAUGCUUGCCAGGGACUCCUUCAUUUGCGAGGUAGGCCUACAGUUGCAUACGAUCAACAGGGUCUUGUUUUUGCGGUAGCAAUGGAAGGGGGUGCUAUUAAACUGUUCGAUUCACGUUCUUAUGAUAAGGGUCCAUUUGACACCUUUUUUGUUGGAGGAGAUACGGCUGAGGUCUCAGAUAUUAAAUUUAGCAAUGAUGGAAAAUCUAUGCUUUUGACAACAACAAAUAGCAAUAUCUAUGUUCUUGAUGCAUAUGCAGGGGAGAAGCGAUGUGGCUUCAGCUUGGAACCAUCUUCAAAUACAGGCAUAGAGGCAACUUUUACCCCAGAUGGGCAAUAUGUGGUUUCAAGCUCAGGAGAUGGAACCUUGCAUGCAUGGAGUAUCAACAUGAGAAAUGAGGUUGCAUGCUGGAAUAGCCACAUUGGUGUAGCAACUUGCUUGAAGUGGGCACCCCGUAGGGCCAUGUUUGUUGCCGCGUCUACUGUUCUUACAUUUUGGAUUCCGAAUAAUGGGAAGUUGAAUCCAGAAUCUCUUGCCAGGGAUCUUGAUGCUGCAGUAUAGCGAGGAAACAUUAUCAGUUUAAUCCUGGUAUUUCAUUCUCUGCUCUACCUUGUGAUAUCAGUGUCAAAUCGAAGCUCUGUGGGUAAAAAUGCAUUACUAAUGAGAGUUUAUAUGGAAUCUCAGCAAACUGUUAGAAUACCAAAAAUGCAGCAACUGUGGUGACAUAGCUCAUGUAUUGCAUUUUCCAUUCCUACCCAAGUCAAGCUUUUGUGAAAUCUAUGAUGCAAGCUUCUCUAGACUCUAGUCAUGGGUGCAAUACACCCUUAAAGCAUAGUCCACCUAACUUCUCAUCUUCGGGAUAA